AUGUUCUCUGGCAGUUCACACGUAUCGAUCACCGACGCAGCAGACUAUGAUUUCGAAAAUGCGGAGAAUGCAGCCAAAUGGAAGGGCCUUUUCACCACGUCACUGCGAAAGGUGCUGGAGCAGGUGCAUCCUUCUCUGCAGGCUCGGGAGGAUGCGUUGCUGUACGUCGAGAGCCUCUGUCUGCGGUUGUUAGCGACGCUGUGUGCAAAGCCACCGCCGCACACGGUAAUGGACGUAGAAGAACGCAUCAGUCGUACCUUUCCGAACCCGAUCGACCGGUGGGCCUUGUUUGAGGCUCGGGAAACUAUAGACAAGUCAAAAAAGAAGAAACCGGUGCUACCAGUUGAUCGUGUGCAUACGUUGCUACAAAAGGAGGUGCUGCAGUACAAAAUCGAUAGCUCUGUGUCACUGUUUCUGGUGGCCGUCCUGGAGUACAUAUCCGCCGACAUCCUGAAGCUGGUCGGGUACUAUGUGAAGAACAUACGCCAUAUAGAGAUCACCCGCGAGGACGUUGAGGUUGCCAUGUGUGCGGACAAGGUACUGAUGGAUAUGUUCUAUCAGGGUCAAAGUUCCCACUCGAUGGCACCAAGUCCGCUGCCACCAACCCCACGUGCCAGUCUCAGCUACGAGGAAGUCGUGAAAGAGCUGAUCCACGACGAGAAACAGUAUCAACGUGAUCUGCACAUGAUCAUCCGAGUAUUCCGGGAGGAGCUAGUUAAGAUAGUUAAGGACCCGAAAGAGUUGGAUUUAAUAUUUUCCAAUAUAAUAGACAUUUACGAAGUAUCGGUGACGUUGCUGGGAUCGCUAGAAGAUGUGAUAGAAAUGUCCCAGGAGCAGACACCGCCCUGUAUUGGUAGUUGUUUUGAAGAAUUGGCGGAAGCGGCAGAGUUCGAUGUGUAUGCUAAGUACGCCAAGGACAUUACCUCAGUGACGGCCAAGGAAGCGUUGAGCAGUUUACUAGCACGACCGGAGGUAGCCAGCUCACUGAUGUCGGCCGGUCACGGUUUCAAGGAGGCGGUCAAAUUUUACCUACCAAAACUACUGUUAGGCCCGAUUGGGCAUGCCCAGCUCUACUUGGACUAUAUUAAGGUUUUACUACAGCUGAGUCCCUCACAGGAAGACAAGGAAAGCUUCGAGCAAGUGCAAGGACUGCUGAAACCCCUGCAGUGUGAACUGCAGGGCAUAUCUUCGUUGCUGCCGAAAGAAUACUUUACAAGAGUCAACAGUCGGGCCCGGCGCCAGUCUGCAAUCGAGAAAACGCGUGAUCUACAGAACACGGUCGAACACUGGGACAGGGACGUGGGUCAGUGUUGCAACGAGUUCAUCCGAGAGGAUACGCUAGCGAAGCUGAGCUCGGGUAAGCGCCAGACAGAACGCAAAGUGUUCCUGUUCGAUGGAUUACUGGUGUUGUGCAAAGCUCGGCGUCAGAUCGUGCCCGGCAAUAACUACGACUACCGGCAGAAGGAGCGGUUCUUUAUGCGUAAGGUCGAAAUUAUCGACCGUCCGGAUACGGAUGAGCUGAAGCACGCAUUCGAAAUAUCACCUCGCGAGCAGCAGAGCGUUGUACUGAUCACGAAGAAUGCCCAGCACAAGAACGACUGGAUGGCGGAUCUGAUUAUGCUUAACACGAAAUCGAUGCUGGAGCGCAUCCUGGACAGCAUUCUGCUCGAUAUCGAGAAAAAGCACCCGCUGCGGCUGCCGAGUCCGUCGAUUUAUGCCUUCGCCGUUCCCGAUAGCCCAUCUAACAUCGUGCUGGAGGAGCGUGAAGGGACGGGCGUGCCCCUCAUCAAGGGGGCCACGCUGUGCAAGUUGAUUGAACGGUUGACGUACCACAUCUACGCGGACCCGAUGUUCGUGCGUACUUUCCUCACGACCUACCGGUCGUUCUGUUCCCCGCAAGAUCUACUACAGCUACUGGUUGAACGGUUCGAUAUUCCGGACCCGGGAGUGGUGUACGAUGCGGCCAACGAGAAAGACAGUGGCUUAGGUGGCGGGGCUGGAUGCGGCAUUUUGGGGCUCGGUAGUGAGACGGACAAAUUUUCACACCACAAAAACUCGCAACGGGAGGACUGGAAGCGGUACAAGAAGGAGUACGUGCAGCCGGUUCAGUUUCGUGUGCUGAACGUGCUGCGUCACUGGGUAGAUCAUCACUUUUACGACUUUGAGCGUGAUGCCGAGUUGCUCGAGUGUCUCGAUCGGUUCCUUGAAACGGUACGGGGAAAAUCGAUGCGAAAGUGGGUUGAUUCGGUGACGAAAAUCGUCCAACGCAAGAAAGAAAGUGAGGACAAUCACCGGCAAAUAACGUUCGCUUUUGGCCACAGCCCUCCGGCGAUCGAGUAUCAUUUACCUCUGAACAACGAGGUGGAGUUCAAUUUGCUGAUGUUGCAUCCGCUAGAACUGGCCCGCCAACUGACCCUGUUGGAGUUUGAGAUGUACAAAAAUGUCAAACCAUCCGAAUUGGUCGGUUCCGUGUGGACGGGAAAAGACAAGGAAACUACUAGUCCUAAUUUAUUAAAAAUAAUGCAUCACACUACGAACUUCACUCGCUGGAUCGAGAAAUCGAUCAUCGAAGCGGAAAAUUUUGAGGAGCGUGUGGCGAUGGCGAGCCGCGCCAUCGAGGUGAUGAUGGUGCUGCAGGAUUUGAACAACUUCAACGGCGUGCUGUCGAUCGUGUCCGCGUUCCAGGGUGCGGCCGUUCACCGGUUGAAGCUGACGCUCGAGGAUCUGCCCAAGCGUCACCAGCAGGUGCUGGCCGAGUGUCGCGAGCUGAACAAUUCGCACUUCAAGAAGUACCAGGAAAAGCUGCGCUCAAUCAAUCCACCCUGUGUGCCAUUUUUCGGAAUGUACCUCACCAACAUUCUACACAUCGAGGAAGGCAACCCGGACUUCCUGCCGAACACGGAGCUGAUUAACUUCUCCAAGAGAAGGCGCGUGGCGGAGAUUACCGGCGAAAUACAGCAAUAUCAGAAUCAACCUUACUGUUUAAAAGUAGACAAUAGCAUAAGGCAUUUCCUAGAAAAUUUAGAUCCUUUUAAAGGAAUGAGUGUGACGGAGAUUCAGAACUAUCUCUAUGAAGAGAGCAAGCGUAUUGAGCCCAAGAACUGUCGUCAGCCGUUGAAAUUCCCUCGUAAAUGGCCGGACAUUCCGCUGAAAUCACCCGGUAUCAAACCAUCAUCGCGACGCAAUAAUAGCUCCGCCAACUCGUCGAUGACGCUGCCGGGUACCUUGCUGUACAGCAAGACGUCGCUGGUGACCUACAGUGAUACGGGCGAACAGUCGCCUCCAGCUUCAUCGUCGUCUUCCGUGCAUGACUACUCCAUCUUCGCGCCGGUUAACAUCCACUCGUCGUCUUCCGGCACGUCCUCGCUUUCGUCAUUGUAUUACCAGCAGCAGCAGCAGCAGCAUUUGCAAAACCAACAGCCAUUGCAACACUCCCAACAGUCGUUUCUCCACACACAGUUCCAGCAGAAUCCGCAAGGGCAGCAUCAUCACGGGUUCCACCAUGGCUAUCAGGCUACUGCCGGUUCUUCCUCGCAAUACACACAUCACAACUCCCAUCACCAGCAGCAGCAACACCACCACCAGCACCAUCAUCAUCAUCACCAUCAUCACGCCUUCUCGCAGUCGAUAGCGAACCUGUCGACGGCGGGUGGUGACAGUCAGAUGGCACCGGAGAUUCCGCGUCGCUCGGACAGCAUCAUACUGACCAACACAAACCAUCUCGCCGCGGGUGGCAGUUUGUCGGAGAGCAGUGGCAGCUACAACAAUGCUGGCAAGCUGCUACCGAGCCCCCGCUAUCCUUCCGCCUCGAUGACGGCCCUGUCAUCGUCCUCGUUCUCAUCGGCUGCCUCUAGUGCGGGAACGGCCGUUGGCGCUUCUUCCUACUCGAUUGGUGGCAGUCUCUACAGUGGUUCCAGCAGUGAAGCAUCCGGCUACGGAACAGCCAGUUCGGUAACGUCCUCCUCGGCGGCCAGUAUUGUAUCGAUGUCUCACAACGAUGCCCUGGGCGGGGUACUUGGCGUUAGCCACCAGACAUCGCAGGUAGUAGCCGCUGGAGCUGUUAGUCUCUCAUCGGACAUUCCACCGACCAUUAGUCCGCGAACCGACAAACCGCAACCACCGCCACUACCGGGUGUCGCCGGUGGUGGAUCCGGUUCCGCUGUAGUUGGCAAUAAUCCUAACAGUGCUAGUAGCAACAGCAGCACUGCUAGCAGCAACAGUACUAGUACGAUUAUGGCGAACAUUAGCACGGUGACCACUAGCUUGGCCAGCAGCGUUGAGAGAGUUACUAGUUGUAACUUUAGACAUACAUCCAAUUCUAUCCAAUUCCAAUUCAGUACAUCCAAUUCUAUCAAAAUUCAAAACUGUGAUUUCCCUGGUGCCGCCACGUCGUCGGCCAUCGGUGGCAGUGCAGCUACUGGUGGUGGUGCCGGUGCCGGUGGUGCCCUACAAUCGACCACUGGCGGUCGUCCUGCGUCCUGCGAGCAUUCACCCGUCUUUCCCUCCAGCCCGAAAGUCCAUCUGCCAUUCCAGCAGCAGUCCGUAACGACACCCCCUGGUCAUCACAACCACUAUCACCAGCAUCACCACAUAGCGCACCAUCAACAUCAACAUCCCGAGGUGUCCAGUGCAGCUGGUGACACGCAUGGACAGGGGUGUCCGCCUCAGUACAACAAUGGUGGCGCCGUCGGUGCUGCUUCGCCUUCCGCCACCAGCAGCUUACCCUGUCAGCUCUGCUCCACGACACCUACCGAUGGUGGACCAUUGCCGGCCGCCGGUAACGAUUUCGGCCCCAUACCGAUCUCACCGCACGUCAACGUACCAAAUACACACAACGUCUUACCGCCCCUGCCGCCUCCACUACCUCCUAGGGUUAAACGAAAAGAAUCUUCCAAUGAUGCAGCCCAAUCGUCUCAAAUACGGCAGGCGCCGGAUGCACCGACGCUACCACCGAGGGACGUGAGCCCACCACCGUUACCACCAAGAACGCACACACAGUCGCACUACCAUUUCGGGGUCAGUAGUCACAGUAUGACAACGCUGUUUCACAGUAUCGGUCAAGUUGCCGGACAGUGUGCGCCGACCGGCACGAUGGACCCUGCGAGUUGGAAUCAUUCCUCAUUAUAUGCGAAGGAUGAAUCACCGUCCUCGUCCUCUUCCUCGUCGACGCUGACCCGGGACAACUUGAAUCAACACAAUCAGCAAAGCAACGAACAGCGAUUGCUAAUGCUGCCGCACACCAGCACGAUCAUGAUGCGGCGCAACUCGGCCAUGGAUCGGGCGGCCAAAGAGAACAUUCCCAGUAUAGCCGGCUCUUCGUCACUGUCCGGUUUGGCGACGAUUGCCAGCAGCGGAACCGGUGGUCCCAGUGUGGGGCCGCCACCACCGCCCCCUCUGGCGGUAUCCUCCAGCGGUGCAAUCGGAGCUAGUGCUGGAAGUGUGCAGCCGGCGGGUGCCGUUGGAAGCAGCCCAUCGGCAGUCAAAAAUAAAUCGGUCCAAAACUCCCCCAACGCCGGUCAACAACAUGCACAAGGCAACGUUCUCUGUCGAAGGGCCAGCACCAACAUUUCGCCACGGUUUUCACCCGGUGAAACUACACCGAAACUACCGCCAAAGCCGAAGCAAUCCAGUCUAAGUUCAGACCGCACGAUGUUCCCGUACCCCAGCACCAACUGACCCAACG
Anopheles bellator is the source of this 5683-nucleotide messenger RNA. RefSeq names its product protein son of sevenless (gene Sos). Gene Ontology annotation, molecular function: protein heterodimerization activity; guanyl-nucleotide exchange factor activity. The transcript has 20 exons. Gene Ontology annotation, cellular component: plasma membrane. The coding region runs from base 1 to 5676 and encodes 1891 amino acids. Gene Ontology annotation, biological process: positive regulation of GTPase activity; Ras protein signal transduction. The record is from RefSeq and is a predicted model, not a curated record. NCBI's taxonomy places the organism in Eukaryota, Metazoa, Arthropoda, Insecta, Diptera, Culicidae.